AUGACCCUUGCAACAGUUCGCCGGUCCUCCCAGUCGAUCGACAUUGAAAAGCCCGGCGGCUACACGCGUAGCGAGGUGCUCUCGUGGACGCUCGUCCUCCUCGUGUGGCUUUCCAACCUCCUCUUUGCCGGCUUCAUCUUUGGCUGGGCCUCGAUGCUGCUCAUGCUCCAGGAAGAGAACCAAUACGCCGAGCGCUGCACGCCCGAGACAAUCAACCCUUCCACCGGCCGCUGCGCCGACCAGGACGCCAAGCUCAGCCUUAUCUACGGCGUUGCCCAGUUCCUCCUCUCGUUCUGCUCGCUCCCGACCGGCAUCGUGCUCGACAAGGUCGGCCCCAUGUGGAUGACGCUGGUUGCUGGCAUCUUUGCGGUCGCGGGCUACCUCCUCAUGGCGGUCAGUGACUCGGCCACCUUUGAUGCUUUUGUCUACGGCUACGGUCUUCUCGGCAUGUCGGGCAGCGCGACGCUCCUCGCCUCGUACCGCGCCGGUUUUGUGCUCCUGCGGUGGCAGACGGCCAUCAUCGCGGGUGUCUGCUGCCUCUUUGACGGCAGCGCGGUCAUGCCGUCCGUGCUCUACGCAAUUCACAAGUCGGGUGGCUUCUCCCGCCAGUCGCUGCUCUAUUUCUACGCCGGCGUCGCAUUCGUAGUGUACUUCUCGCUCGUCGCGCUCUGGUGCAUCAUUGAGCGCCAAAACAAGGUCCUCGAAGGCACGAUCGACAGUGUCUCGGACAACAGCGACCCGGAGGCCGCCCUGAGCCCGUCGUACAACGCGCUCCAAGAAGACAAGCCGCUCUCCGAGUCGCCGCUCUUCACGCAGCUCAAGUCGUUUGAGUUCCGCUUCCUCCUCACGUUUACGGCCGUGCACAACCUCCAGUCGUCCUACUACUUCGGUACUGUCAACCAAACGCUCGCGAACUACGACGAUACGAGCAAGGUUUACACCAAGGCGUUUGGCUGGAUCCUCCCCGCCGGCUUUAUCUUCAUCCCGGUCAUCGACUGGGUCGUCGGCCGCUUCGGUCUCCCGGCGUCCAUGGGCCUCACGACUGCGCUUUGCAUUGGCUAUCACAUUGUGUCGCUGAUCCCGGUUCUCACUCUGCAGGUCGUGAGCUUCGUCCUCUUCACGGCCUUCCGCGCAAUGUUCUACUCGAACGUCGCAGCCUGCGGUGCGGCGACCUUUGGCUCGGUCAACAUGGGCAAGAUCAUUGGUGCAGUCAACACGGCGGCCGCCAUUAUCGCGCUCCUUGAGAUUCCGCUUGUCGAAGCCGCCCACGGUGGCCUCGGUCCAUGGCGCGUCAUUUACAGCAUCUCGCUCGGCCUGGCCAUCUUGAUGCUUCCGCUCGUCGAGCUCUACCGCCGCCGUGUCAAGGCCUCCGAAGCUACCAACUAA
Molecule: messenger RNA, 1386 nt
Organism: Saprolegnia diclina VS20
Lineage: Eukaryota; Oomycota; Saprolegniomycetes; Saprolegniales; Saprolegniaceae
Exons: 2
Coding region: 1-1386 (461 amino acids)
Source: RefSeq, a predicted model, not a curated record